GAGUGUGGGCGCCUCCGGGCCUCUGCGGAGCCCUGGGCAGCUCUGAGCUCGCGGAGGCGUGGCCGGUGCGCGGGGCCCGCGGCGCGCGGGGAUGGGGGUCUCGGUGGAUGUGCACCAGGUGUACAAGUACCCCUUCGAGCAGGUGGUCGCCAGCUUUCUCCGAAAGUACCCCAACCCCAUGGAUAAAAAUGUCAUCUCAGUAAAAAUCAUGGAGGAAAAAAGAGAUGAAUCAACAGGGGUCAUCUACAGAAAGAGGAUUGCAAUCUGUCAGAACGUGGUUCCAGAAAUUUUAAGGAAGGUGAGCAUUUUGAAAGUACCUAAUAUCCAAUUAGAAGAGGAGUCAUGGCUCAAUCCUCGGGAAAGAAACAUGGCCAUACGGAGUCACUGCCUUACGUGGACACAGUAUGCAUCCAUGAAGGAAGAGUCUGUCUUCCGGGAAAGUAUGGAAAACCCAAAUUGGACAGAGUUCAUUCAAAGAGGCAGGAUUUCAAUCACAGGGGUUGGAUUUCUCAACUGUGUUUUAGAAACUUUUGCCAGCACAUUCUUACGACAGGGAGCCCAGAAGGGAAUUAGAAUCAUGGAGAUGCUGCUAAAGGAACAGUGUGGUGCCCCCUUAGCUGAAUAAAGAAUCAUCACUUAUAAAUGGGGAAAUAAAGACUGGAAAAUGUAUGUGAUUUGCUCAACAUCAAACAGUCAUCAAGAGCCUGUGUUAACAUCUGGCGUGGAUCCAAAACCCAUGUUCUUUACCGUGGUAAGUUGUUGCAAAGCAUUCUUUGAAAAAGAUGGAAGCCUUCUUCACUCAAAAUUGAUUAAUUUCUUCAAACACUUGACCUCCCAUGAAUACCAAGUCCAUGUUAUACUCAUGGUAUAUUUUAGUGUACUUAAGGUACACACAGUAAAAGAAAUUUAAAUUUCACAAUUUAGCACAGAUAGUUGGUUGCUGUGAAUGAAAAUGUUUCUUUUUGUGCGAAUGAGUUUAUAUGUGUUAUCCUAGGUUCCUUAAAAAAAGGUAGGUCAGAUUCCAAAGAAACUGUGUUCUAGAAAAUAAUAGUUUAAUGAAAAUCUAGGUUGUGGCCCACAGAAUUGUGACUCUAUACUUAUCAGACCAGAGAAUGAUGAUUCAGGCUUAUAACUAAAGAUCCUUGAGUGUUUUUGAGGGAUUUACACCUGGGUUCUUAUAUCGUGUCUCCUCUGUAAAUCUAGCAGGAAGACAAGGAAAUUGUUCUGUACCAUUUCACCACUGAGGAAACUGAGUCUAGAGGAGUUACAUUUUCUGCUGAAGAUCACAUAACUAGGGGAACUUGUUUCUACCUCCAGACAAUUUUCUGCUGUGACCCUAAGGUAGUAGGCAUAAAGGGCUGGGGGCUAUUCCUCAAGCUAAUUUGUGGAUAAAGAUUUAUUUUUCUUCUAGGCCUUAGGAUUAUAAUGGGAAAGCUUUCUCCUCCUGUAUUCAUCUUUAAUGUAAUUAGUAUAAACUGUGAGUCAGAAGGCUGGGUUUCAGUCCUGCUCUGUCACAUACCAACUGAUAAACUAGGUCACUUAACCUAUCUGGGGCUGUGUUUCCUCUUGUGAAAAAUGAAGAUAAUAGUGCUUAUCAUUCUUGUCCUAUGGGGCUGUGGAGAGCAUCUAACCAGAGACUGUAGGUGGUAAGAAAGUGGUCUCAGCAUUCAAGUCCUGGACAAGCUCUAGCCACCCAGCAUAACCUCUUCUUUCUUAAUCAUACCAUAAUUUUCUUUUGAAGAAUUGCUUAUCUUCUGUUAUGUGUGAUCUUGGAGGGGCUGUGAAUCAGGGUCUUUCUGCCUUCCUACUACAGUCGUCAAAAAUGUUCUGGAGGCCAUUGCAAGCUUCUCCCUCCACACCCCUCCUCACCCUCUGGCAUAGUCACAGGGCAAACACUGGAUCUAAGCCAAUCAGAUGGGCUCUUUCUUCUGGAACUGAAUCCUCAGCAGAAUGACAAAGAAAGACUAAACAAUGAUGACUCAAAUGAAUUGAUCCUUUGAUUCCACAUCAGCUCCUUCAUGAGACUGGGAAGCAGUUCCUUUACCUUCUUUGUUGUCCCAUUGUGGAGCUGGCUCCUCCAGCUCUCCCAGCAAUUCUAUGGGAAUCAUUCUCCAGUGAUUUCUCUUUUUGGAUGGCCUAAGUUGGAUUAUGUUGAUUGCAAUCACAGAAUUGUAUUACAUAUGUCAGUUUUUAACGUAUUUCCUUAACCUUAAAAUGCCACAAAUUUAAUAUGCAUCAUUAAGUUUUUCAGGGAAAAAGGAAGAAGCAGUCACACUAUAUUCAAUAUAUACACCGAUAGGCAAGAGGCAUACUGGUUUGAGAAAUGUGAAACAUGAGAAGUAGAAUGUAAAAAAAAAAAUGUGUGUGUUAGAAUUGAGGAAUUAUGGUACCCAUAUUAUCAUUAUUAAUAAAUUAUAUUAGAAUAGUAGUUAUGACAACUGAGUAUUUUAUGUACCUAGAACCCACAAGGAGUCAGGGAAGUAGGCCAAAGGACAAAGGAGUUGAUUCUAAAAUUCUCUUGAUUGCUUCUCUGAGAACUUCUCAAUUUAUUCCCCUUUUGGUAUAAGAAAUAUCUGGUUUUGACUGCCAGCUAAUUUCCAGAAGUUGAAGGCAGUUAUGGUUUAUUGUGAGUGGGAGGUUUGUAAGAAAAUAGCAGUGCAGCAGUAAGGAGAAGCUCUCUGAAGUUGUUCUGAAUGUACAGCUAAUGGGCAGUUAUCUAUGAGAGAGAUUUUUAUAGCUUCCUCCAUAUAGCUGGUGAAAAGUUAGCCUGGAUGUUGGGGGAGGAGCCUGUCAAUUUGGCUUCUUAUCAAACUCAACUUUGUUAAGCAGUUAAUUCUAAGGUGUUUUAUCCACUUAUUACUAAGGCAUGUAAGUCUGAGCUGGCAGCCUUGAUUAAUAGAUUAAUGAUCACUGCUCCCUACAAUGUAAUUGUCAUUGUGUCCCUAGAAGAACUACAAAUAUACCUCCGGGGUUAGGAUUAGGUGAGGGUGACUGUCAAGCAGCCAUAGAAGGUGUGAGGAUUUGGGACUGUUUAAAUGAAGACAAAGACAUGCCCUCAAGAAGCAAUUUUCCAAGCUGCUGUUUUGACUUGACAGUGGCAGAUACUUCAUUGGAAGAUGUUGUGAAAAUGAAAUGCAGCAGGAUCAAGAGGAGAGGGUCUAUUAGUCACUCAAAACUGACUUGUGCAGAUCUUGCAAUUCCAUUUGUAUUUCUGUCUCCCUAUCUGUAAAGCAAGAGAAAUUAUUCAUAAUUUGACUGUCAUUCAUAUCAUGCUAAGUGAUUUAGGGCUGCAUCUUCACAUGACCCAGCUUAUAACAGAUGGGCUGUAGAUUUAAUGAGGUGGUGUAUCCCUGCUCUAUCAUUUCCCAGCUCCAUAAGCAAGGGCAGUUAUGCAACUCUUUAUGUCUCAUUUCCUCAUGUGGAAAAUGAAAAUAGUAAUAACCCAUCUCAUCAUCAUUUUGUUAUAAAAAUUACCUAACUAGUGUCUGACAGGCUUAGCAGGUUACAGAGUAAGUAUUCGGUAAAUGUUAGCUACGAUUACUUAGUAGAUGGGCCUGAAGAUAUUUGUCGAUGGGUGCAAUGUAGAUGUUUUAUGAUUCCUGUUAGCAUGAGUUUGAAAAACUACAGCCCUGAGUCAAAUCUAGCCUGUCACAUGUUUUUGUAGAGAAAGUCUUAUUGGACCACAGCCAUGCUCUCUUGUUUAUAUAUUGUCUAUGGCUUCUUUUUUGCUACAGAAGGAGAGUCAAGUAGUUAAGACAGAGAUCCUAAAAUAUUUACUAUCUGGCCCUUUAGACGAAAAGUCAGCCAAUCUCUGGGGAUCAUCAAGAAAACAGACAACUGUCCCACCCUUCGUGUGAUUUACGUUUAGUAAUAGAUUGGAUGUGUUAUAGUUUACUUAACUUUUCCCCUUCGGGUGAUUAAUAGACAUUUAGCAGGUUUUCAUUAUUUUCAUUCACAAAUAAUUCCACAAUAAAUGACAUAAUAUAUAUGUGAAUAUAUCUGUAGGAUAGAUUCCUACAUGUGAAACACUUAGGGGAAUUAUUUGGGACACCUCAGCUGAUGUCUUGCAGAUUUACUGAUGGGACAUUGUGAAAUUUCUCAAUACCAAAGAUGUCAGAACUAAGUACAGAAUUAAGCUGUCAGUUCUAAUUCCCUAUAACAGAGUUUAUCAGUAAUUAGCUUCUUUGAUCGAGCCAGAGGUUGCAGUCCCUAAAGAGAAAAACACAGCACUGAAUCUCAAGAAAUUGACUACUUGUCAGAUGAAGUUAACUAUCAAGAUUCCUACCCAUCACAAGUAAUCUUACAGCUGGUCAUUGCUUCCAUCUAUCAGUUCGGUGUCGCUGCCUUUUUGCUUUGGAAUAGAUUGUGUGGAUAGAGUCAUCAAGCUUAAUGGAAGUUUCCAUCUGGAUCAUGGCAUCUGUUAACCUUAAAAAGGCUUAUGAACUCUGAGUAAGGGAGCAGUUACAUUAUUCUUUCAUAUAAGGUGAUAUUAUUCCUAAGGCCACUCCUUUGUGAAACAUGCCUCAAUCAGAAGAUCUGAUGGUAGAAACAAACAUUUUAUCCAUAGGUAAAGGACCCUUCUGUUUUUUACUUUUGACACGCCUCAAAUUGUUGCACCUGCAAAGACAUGGCUCAGGAUUUACUACUAGUAUACAAAAUUAUGAUAUAUUGGUUAGUAGAUUGUGGAGAUUAGCUGACUAUAUCUAGAUAGUAUUUUAAGAUAACAAAAUGUUAUAUUGAAUCAGGGCACCUAAAAUGCAAAAGUCUAAGGGGCGAAGGAGAUAAUGUUAAUGGUGAACUUGAAAGCUUGUUUUUCAUUUGAAGAGAGGGGCUGCUACUUAGUCCCAGCCAAUUGCUGCCACACCUUACUUUUCUAAAAGAAGGUGGACAUACACUUCUGUAGGUAAAACUGUCCCAAGAUUUAGAAGUCUGCAACUAAAAAUAAAUUAACUUAAAAAUAAAAUAAGGACUUCAUGUCUAAAACACCAGAAGCAAUGACAACAAAAGCCAAAAUUGACAAAUGGGAUCUAAUUAAACUAAAGAGCUUCUGCACAGCAAAAGAAACUACCAUCAGAGUGAGCAGGCAACCUACAGAAUGGGAGAAAAUUUUUGCAAUCUACUCAUCUGACAAAGGGCUAAUAUCCAGAAUCUACAAAGAACUCAAACAAAUUUACAAGAAACAAACAAACAACCCCAUCAAGUGGGCAAAGGAUAUGAACAGCCACUUCUCAAAAGAAGAUAUUUAUGCAGCCAACAGACACAUGAAAAAAUGCUCAUCAUCACUGGCCAUCAGAGAAAUGCAAAUCAAAACCACAGUGAGAUGCCAUCUCACACCAGUUAGAAUGGCGAUCAUUAAAAAGUCAGGAAACAGCAGGUGCUGUAGAGGAUGUGGAGAAAUAGGAAACACUUUUACACUAUAGGUGGGACUGUAAAUUAGAUCAACCAUUGUGGAAAACAGUGUGGCGAUUCCUCAAGGAUCUAGAACUAGAAAUACCAUUUGACCCAGCCAUCCAAUUACUGGGUAUAUACCCAAAGGAUUAUAAAUCAUGCUGCUAUAAAGACACAUGCACACGUAUGUUUAUUGAGGCACUAUUCACAAUAGCAAAGACUUGGAACCAAGCCAAAUGUCCAACAAUGACAGACUGGAUUAAGAAAAUGUGGCACAUAUAUACCAUGGAAUACUAUGCAGCCAUAAAAAGUGAUGAGUUCAUGUCCUUUGUAGGGACAUGGAUGAAGCUGGAAACCACCAUUCUCAGCAAACUAUCGCCAGGACAAAAAACCAAACACCACAUGUUCUCACUCAUAGGUGGGAAUUGAACAAUGAGAACACUUGGACACAGGAAGGGGAACAUCACACACUGGGGCCUGUUGUGGGGUUGGGAGAGCGGGGAGGGAUAGCAUUAGGAGAUAUACCUAAUGUAAAUGACGAGUUAAUGACUGCAGCACACCAACAUGGCACAUGUAUACAUAUAUAACAAACCUGCACAUUGUGCACAUGUGCCCUAGAACUUAAAGUAUAAUAAAAAAAUAUAUAUAUAAAAAACAAAACAAAAUGAAACAAAGUAAAUAAAUUAACUUUAAAAUAAACUUGAAAAUAAAUAACUUAAAAAUAAAAAAGCAUAUAUGGCAUGACAGUUGAAAUAUAUCUGCUAGUUUGAUACCACCUGUAAGCCAAAAAAAAAAAAAUCUGUAAAGUCAGGCGGUAGAAUGAUUGAGAAUAGAAAUGGCUCAGGAUGAGAUGCUCACAAUUAAGGCCAUGAAUUGCUAGGAAUUCCCCUUAAGAAACAGUGCUUUGUCAUCAGACUUAUCUACCAGCAGGGUAACUUCUGUUUCCUUCUUGAGGACUAAAUGAUAAAAUGUAUGUAAAGUACUUUGCACGGUCUCUGAUACGUGGUAGAUACUAAAUAUAUAUUAGCUAAUGUAACAUAAAAUGUAAAAUGGACCUACAUUUUAUUUUAAAAAUAUGAAAUAUACUUUAGGUCUAGAAUCCUUUCAUUCUUUUUUUUAGGAUUAGCAUAUAUGUAGACUUGGAAUGGUUUGUCAUAUCCCUAUUUCCUGGAGAGCCACUAUGAAAUCCUUCAGUGUUGUCGUUUUAUGACUGGACUUGUGAAGGGCCCAGAAAACUCUGUGUGGUGUAUCAGGUGCCAGAGCACUGGGAAUUCCAUGAUGCAGAUGGAGGCUUCCAGUGCUGGUGGGCUAGAGUUGUGUUCUGUCCCUAAGGACAAAUACUCUUGGUUAUAACAGUGAUUCUCCAGAUUUUUAUAAGUUAUGGAUUGUCAUGAUAACCACUGGGAUAGUGGACUGAACCAGAAGGACUGUGAAGUAUGUUUUAAUGUGGAAAGGGUCUUCCUGGGUUUUACAAACUUCUGGGAAGAUACUCCUGGGAGAUGCUCGUGGGCAUUAUAAUAUCAUCAAAGGGUCAUUGGAGACCUUUCAAAUUUACUAGUGACCCUGGUUGAGACUAAUGAGAAUGUUGAUCUAGUGCUGGUAACAUAUAUUUCUUUAGAUUUGGUACUAGAUUAAUUUUUCAUUUUUAUGGACAGGUGAAUUCAGGGUGGGUGGUAGGUGUGAGGUUGUAAUGGUAGAGGCAUAAAUGCUUGUUCUAGGUUGAGUGUGGCUUGCUAAAUGGGAGUGGGUUGGGGUUAAGAAGGCCUGGGCGGCCCUGAAAUAAGUAUUGGACUUCAUUAUUUUAGUGGCCUGCUUAGACAGAAAACUAUCAUUUCCUGGAAAAAGCCCUAUAUCUGUUUGUUACCAAAAUGUUUGUCCCAGCUUGUCAAGGGACAAUGUGUUCUUGGAUUUUCUACUCAGUGGUUUAAUUACCAGCCAAUAUCAAAAUAAAAUGGAAAUUUUACAUUCUUACUUAGUGGAUAAACUAUUUAUCUAUUGCCUUGUCCAAGCAUUUUACAUAGUUAUAGAUAGAUAUAUGAUAUGUAGGUAAAUAGAUAGACAUACAAAAACAUACAUUAUAUAUCAUGUAAUAUAUAUUCUAAUUUGACUUUAAUUACCAGCACAUAAUUUAAAUUCAUGUUAGUUUGAUCACUAUUUCCAAGUAGUAAACUAAAUGCAUAAUUGUUCAUUUAAAUUGUCACAAAGCCACCUGUUUUUCAAGACCUUUUAUUACUCAUAAUGAAAAAUGGUAUUAAUUAUUAUCAUUUGUAUCAAGAUAUUAAUCUUGCCAAAUUGGUAUGCUUAUGUUUGUAUUCAUACUUUUGGUUUCUAUAGUAAAGUGAAUUUCCUAUGGAGAGUAUCUUUUUAGAUGUUCUUAUCUGUUUUUCUCAUUCAUUUUAUUAAUCAUUGCCAACUGUUAAACUGUUCAGCUUCCAAGGACUUUUUUUUUCUUCCAUGUCUUUAAUGACUAACUUAUUUGGAACAGCAGCAGAAAGAAAAAUCUCUGAGGCAGAAUCUGCUCACACACAUUCUGACACGUCUCAGCUCAGGGAAAAUUUCCAAAGGAUAAUUAUAGAUGUCACUAAAGCUGAAUUCAUGAUGGUCAGAUUGUCAGAAAUCUUAUUUAUAAAUGCUAUCAUAAUAAUGGAGGGGAAUAUAUCUUACUUUGGAAAAGGAAAAGUUUGAAACCUUCAAGGCUGCCUGGGUUUGCCUGCAUCUCUGGCUCUGGGAUCUAGUUUUGUGUUAGAAUCACCUGUGGAGCUUUUGAAUGCUAAAAUUUAAUUCAGCCACUAACAAAAGUUUUCUCGGACAAUAUUUACUAUUAUACUAACUAGCACAGCACUCACUCACUGUUUGGCACUGUUCUAUCCACUUUAGAUCUAUCAUUAACUCAUAGAGUUCUUCCAACAAGUCUAUGAGGUAGUCACGAUUAGGACGGUUAUUUUACCAAUGAAGAAAUGGAGACAUGGAAAAGUUAAGUAGCUUGCCCCGGGGUCACAUCAGUAGUAAGGGUAGAGUCGGAGUUAACCCAGGCAGCUUAAUUCCUGAGUUAAUGCUUUCAAUUACUGUAUCUUCCUACUGCUCAUCUUCACCAUGACUAUGACCAGAGAGAAAGAUCUGGGUUUAUUAGGAUAAUAUCACACAAUGGAAUUCAUUGCCUGGUUCUCAACUCUUACGCAUUUAAUUUGAAUACCUUAUUUGUAUCAUUAUUGACUUUUGGAUAUAGUGACUGAUUACUCUCUAAUGAGCACACACAUAAAAAUUUGUCUCUAGUCUGGACUAACUAAAUCAGAAUCUUUGAUGGGUGGGGCCUGAGUAUCUGUGGUUUAAGCAGCUUCUUUGCUGAUUCUGAUGUGCAUGCUGCUAGCCAUCUAAUAUCAGAAGGUGGAAAACUACACUAUUAAUUUCAAUAUAAAGUAGACUGAGACCAGGACUCUAGGAGGCCAUGAAAAGUACUAUGGGGGAACAGGUGGAAGGCAUUAAUUCUGAGAAGCACAUACAGUGACAUAUUUAUAUAUACUAUUAUUACAAUAGCUUUCCCAAUUCUAACCCGUUCUGAUCAAUAGGACAACAUACAUUACAAGAGGAUUUUGGGCAGAAUUUUACAUUUUUGAGGGACUUUACUUUAGGCUCUUUGGUCCAGAGGGCAAAGUCAGGUACCCCAGUCCCCCCUGUUGGCCUAUGUCAAAUAUUAAAAAUAUUAAAUCCAUGGAUUUCAUAUAUCAGAUAGGAAACCAUACCUUCUGUACCUCUUCUAAUACACAUGCUGAUUCAUAGAGAGGCUUUAAUUACCUCAAAGAAGAUGCCAACCAAUUGCCAAUUUGAUACAUCAAUUGGCAGUGUUUAAUAAAAUAAAUGAGAAAAACAGAUAAGUAACAUCUAAAAAUAUAUUCCAUACAUCUUUCACAUGUCCAAAUACAUCCAUAUAUCUCUGUCUUAAAGAGAUGACAUAUUAAAAGGUCUGUAGAAGGUGAAUACACAGUAUUAAGAACCAUUUGCUAACUAUCCCCUAUGAGAAAUGAGUUUCAUUCAAAUUCCCUCCUACAGGAUAAACCUGCAGAUAUUUGAAGACAGACUUCUUGCCUUUUUCUUAGGCAUAUAUUUCUGUUUCCUGGUGUUGAGAAAUAUUUAAACAUUAAGCUUGUCAAGGCCUAAUCUUGUGGUAUCAGAGUCCUAAUAUCAAUAAUUAACUUUCUAUUGUCAUAACAAAAUUGGCACUAAGAGAGGUAUAUAGUUGUUCCACCUUUCCCUUAUUCUAAUAUUAUUUCCUCAGUGAGCCAGGGCCUUAAAUAACUAUACAUUUGCAUAAGGGAUGCUCGAUUGCUGCAUUAGCUCUUAGGCUUUUCUCAACUCUAUCUGGAAGCAUCAUGCUUGGGGUAAUUAAAGAACCUCUUUAAUUCAGCAUGUGUUUUAGAAGACGUACAGAAGGGGCAUGGUUUCCUAUCUGAUAUAUGAGACCUGUGGAUUUAAUAUCUUUAAUAUGUGACACAGGCCUUUGGAGGUCAUUGGGGUACUUGACUUUGCCCUCUUUGGACCACAGAGCCUAAAGUAAAGCCCCUCAAAAAGGUAGAAUUCUACCCAUAAUCCUCUUGUAAUGUAUGUUGUCCUGUUGAUCAGAACAAGUUAGAAUUUGGGAAGCUGUUGUAAUAUUAAUGUGUAUAAAAGCUUUGGUAACUUUUAUCUCUGAAUCAGGCUUAGAGUAUUACGUCAUCACUGGACUUCCAUACAUAUUAAGUUACUGCCAUGUGGCAGUAGUGUUCUCUUAACUGGACUCUGUUUUCUUUUGGUUUAUCUUUGGUCUCUGUGGGAUCUUUACUGCUAAGAUGUAGAGCCUUAAUGCUGGCAAUACCUUCAGGCCCCUGUAGGCUUCUGGCUGCAUUCUGUUUGCUAUUGUCUCUAUGACAGUUUCAUGCCCAGAAUGGGUCACCAGUAGACAGUGAUUUUCAUUUGUCCAGGACCCAUAUCAGAGUCCUUCCCGUUAUGAAGUUGCAUAGGGGAACACAAUGGUCAUAAUAUGAUUAGGUAUAGUUAAUGUGACUACUUGCUCAAUGCAAAUUAAUUACAAAGUUAAACUGAAAACUAUGCAAAAGAUAUAGAAUUCUAUAAAAUUAAUUAAAAAUGAAAGUGGAGAACUUCUCCCAUCACAUGGUAAACUAUUGUAAAAGGAUUAGACAGGACCAUAUCAAUUAAAACUAAAGACACUAAAAAAAAAAAAAAAAACUUCAAAUAGGAUGCUUUGAGUUAAAAAAUGAUUAGGAGACAUCCUUUUGAAACUUAAAAAAGAUUAAAAAUGUUUUGCAAAGAUUUAUAAUUGUGAAGAAAGGUUAGACCAAAAUGAAGGAUUUUCUAUAGCAGGUCAUAAAAUUAUGUCGGUAAAAUUAAAUAAAAAACAAACAAAAAAUUAUUCUUUGUUUAUUUUGAAAAAUAUACAAAGCUGAAAUCAUAAAAUAAAUUUAGUUCCACAUAAUUAAACAAUCAUUUUAUGUUCAGUUUCAUUUUUCAACAUAAAAUUUCAAAUCAAACUUUUUAUUUAUUUAUUUUUUACUAUUUACUAUAAAAUUUUGUCUAAUUUAUAUCACUCAAGGGUUUGGCAGGAAGCAGAAGGUACAGUCAAAGCAGUCACUGGAGAGAGUUUACUAUUUUCAAAGACCUGGACAAGUUUUAAGGAACUACUAAGGGAUAAUCUAGUAACCUGGGGCUAGUAGAAGUGGAAAGUCAUCACCUCACCUAGGAUUAAGGAGCCAACUAGAAACAGCAGUCACUUGAACUCAGAAAGAGUAACCGUAUGGAGAGUGUCGCCUUCGGUAGACAGUGGGCACAGCCAACUCACAGUGAUUACACAGGGAGGAAACCAGAGCACUAAUGCUCUUCUUUCUUCUCUUUCAGCCCUGAUCUCCUGCCAGUGGCCCCAAUGGCCAAAGCCAACCUGAAGCCAGAACAUAAAUAGAUCAGUUUUCUUGGUCACAGAGCAGGGUAGGGAAAGAUGGAGAGUAGAACUGGAAGAGAAAAUGACAAAUUCCAGCAUGCCAUUUGAAAUAGAUUAAAUGACUUAGAUGUUUCUGAAUUCAUGCAAUUUUUGGACAGCUUAAAAGAAUAGGACUUGUACUGCUUGAUUUAAGACACAUUUCAAUGUAAAGUUAAAUCAGCUUUUGUAGUCACAAUAUGUACUCUUACUGAACAAUGAUUGACAUGGUAAUAUCCUUCAGAAUUCCCCAUGCAUACUGCUCCUACAUCAUGUCCUCCAAUUUUGUAUUUGGGAAGUUUUCUUUUUGGAGCUAUGUAUAAGACUUGACAUUUAUUUAAAUUAAGGUUUGUGAUAAUCAAUUUGGAUUAUGUUUCAGUCUCCUGAGAUUUUUCUGGAGUUUGACAUUUUAUUGUAUCAGUGCUCUCUGUAGCUUUUUGUCAUGCUUACGUACUAUCAGCUGCAAUGAUCAUCCAAUCCUUGAUAACGAUGCUACAUUGGGCAUGGCCGUAGGUAGAUCCCUGAAGCAUACUACUAUAGACUACACUCCAGAAUGGCAAUAAUUCAUAAUGUAUUAUUCAGGUUAGACUAGGUUGUGCUGCAAUAACAAAUGAACCUUCCAAAUCUCAGUGACUUUCCAUACCAAAGUUUAUUUUUUACUCAUGCUGCAUACAUAGUCCAUGUAUUUCUGCUCACAGUUCAGUGGUUGAACCUCGUCAUAUAUCCUCAAUCUAACCAUAAAGGAGUUAAAAAUGUGGGAGGAUACAUAAAUAUUUGAUGAGAAUUAAAUUUUAAUAUCAUUUGCAUCCAUUCCUUUGACCAAUUUUGAAUCCACCUGAUACUAAUCUUAUCUAUAUUUCUCCAUCUUUUAAUGACUUGUUAUUUAUUGAAGGCCUUUUAUAGAAUAACAAUAAUUAAACAUACACUCCAAGACCAUCCAGUGGGAUAGGAAUUAUCAUUUUCCUUAAAUAGAUGAGAAAACUAAAGAUUAGAAGUUAAGGCCGGGCACGAUGGCUCACGCCUAUAACCCCAGCACUCUGGGAGGACUAGGUGGGCAGAUCACAAGGUCAGGAGAUUGAGACCAUCCUGGCUAACAUGGUGAAACCCCAUCUCUACUAAAUAUACAAAAAAUUAUCCAGGUGUGGUGGCGGGUGCCUGUAGUCCCAGCUACUUGGAAGGCUGAGGCAGGAGAAUGGCGUGAACCCGGGAGGCAGAGCUUGCAGUGAGCAGAGAUCAUGCCACUGCACCCCCCAGCCUGGGCGACAGAGCGAGACUCCAUCUCAAAAAAAAAGAAGAAGAAGUUAAAUAUCUUGUCUGAGGGUAUACAGUCGAUGAGCAAUAAAGAUUUGAACCAAUCAAUUCUAAACAUACAUAUUGCUGCUUAUUAUCUAUAUAUCUAAUCUCUUAGCUAAAAAUGGAAUAAAAGAAAGGGUAAACCUAAGGCCAGAUUGAAAAUAGGACAAAUUGAUUUUUCAUCCUUCACAGCAAUUCUUUCCUUGUGCUCUGAUUUGUACUACUUUGUCUCGUAUUUAUACACACAAAGCUCUCAUUAUCUCCAUCCGUUAUCAAUUGCUCCCACACAAAAAUCUGAGAAGUCACUCAUAUUAAAGUAAAAAUGACUCAAUCUCUUGUUUUCCAUUUUAAGGGUUACUUACUUAUUAAAGUUAGAUCAUCCUGCCACUAAGAAUACAUUUCUAGUUUCAUAUAAAACAUCUUUGAAAUAGUUUAUUUAAGUAAACACAUAUUAUUGUUAUCCCUAAAAUUAUAUCAUGGAGCUGCCAACAGUGUGAUCUUAGGAGGCAGUAUAGCACAAUAGAAAACAUGGACUUUGGGCUCAGGAUAUGAAUUAAAUCCUUGUUAUACUUCUAUGUGACUGUGUGAAAUGUAUUUAAAUUCCUGUGACCUUAGUUUUCUCAUCUGUAAAAUGACUUAAUGCCUACCUUAUAUUUUUUGUGAAGAUUAAAGAAGUAUAGCACAGGGUAGGUGCCCCAAGUAUUUGUGAAGUGAAUGAAUAAAUGGUGUCCAGAAUACACUAAGCAAGUCUUGAUACAGAGAAGUUAGUAAAUGAUUGUAAAGUUGGAUCUAGGGCCAGGGUAGAGUAUGUUAGGAAAAGAAAGUCAGCAAGUGAAGCCAAGUAUGGAAAUUAAUAAGUGUGUUUCAACCCAAAUGAAUUAUUGUUUUGUGUCAUAGGUUUAUAUGAUAAUAGAAUAGAGGAUAAUUUAUUUUGGAAUCUACCCACUAAAAAUACAUGUUCUAUAUCUUACUACUAUAGCAACUAAAAACAAUCUGCUGUAAUAAGAUGGUGUGCAUGGUGGCAGUGUGAUUAGCCAGCGUAUGAAGAACUCUUUAUUGAAAUAACUGGCCCAACCUGAAACGUAUGGCCAGGUGGCAUGAAAAAUAAAAGAUAAUUGCAGUUGGGUUGUAGCAGUCUCACUAGUUAAUGACAUGAAUUGUGAUAACUCUUGGUCAUUUUUUAUGUUGCUGAACUAACAGGCUGGGCACAGUGGCUCAUGCCUGUAAUCCCAGCACUUUGGGAGGCCGAGGCAGGAGGAUCACGAGGUCAGGAGUUCAAGACCAGUCUGGCCAAUAUGGUGAAACCCAGUCUCUACUAAAAAUACAAAAAUUAGCUGGGAGUGGUGGCAUGCCCCCUGUAGUCCUAGCUACUUGGGAGGCUGAGGCAGGAGAAUUGCUUGAACCCGGGAGUUGGAGGUUGUGGUGAGCCAAGAUCGCAUCACUGCACUCCAGCCUGGGCGACAGAGAAAGACUCUGUCAAAAAAAAAAAAAAAAUUAAAUUGUAAUUAUUCAAAUGUUUUCUAUAAAUUCUAUUUAGGAAACUAUAGAUAAUAAAGAAAAAGUAAGAAGAUAUAGUUGAGGCAUUUUUGGGGGGACAUGAUUAUGCCUUUUCUUUUUGUUUCAAUCAUUGUACAUUUCAGAAUGAAGAUUAUUUUAAAUCUGGAAAUAUAUUUAGUAGGGGAAAUUUUAUAAUAUGAAAAAAUAAAUAUGUUAAAAUAA
Molecule: messenger RNA, 14362 nt
Organism: Homo sapiens (human)
Lineage: Eukaryota; Metazoa; Chordata; Mammalia; Primates; Hominidae
Gene: PRELID2
Product: PRELI domain containing 2
Exons: 7
Coding region: 92-625 (177 amino acids)
Cellular component (GO): mitochondrial intermembrane space
Source: RefSeq, a predicted model, not a curated record